Molecule: messenger RNA, 1167 nt
Organism: Acanthoscelides obtectus
Lineage: Eukaryota; Metazoa; Arthropoda; Insecta; Coleoptera; Chrysomelidae
Source: the annotation of a GenBank genome assembly
AUGAGUUCCCAGCGAGCGAAACUUAUAUUAAAGUUAGCAAAAACCAAAGCAAGAGUAGAGAAGAAAGAGAAUGGUGCGCAGGAUAGUUGGAAAAUUUCGCAGCAUAAUAAUAUUGGCAAUACCAGCAGUACUGCAGAGGAAGCUGUUAAUAGCGUCACGGUCAAUAAAGAGUCCCUAAACAUGAUUGAAAGUAAUAAUAUCCGCAAUAGUUUAAAAGAAGCCAAAAAUGCAACCGAAGAUAAGAAUAAUAUAGAGUCUGUAAAUCAGAUCGAUCUGCCAAGCCAAAACGUUAUCUCCCAAACGACAAUCAUUCCUGGUAUCAUCUUUGAUGAGAGUUCAGAAGAUAUUGGAGGUGUUACAUUAAUAAAUAGAACUCGAUCUCAGGGCUUACUUAGAGCGGAUGAAUAUGAAGAAUUCCCUAGCAGUAAUGGUCCUAGCAGUGAGCUAAUAGAAGAAGAAGCCACUUCUUCUAAAGUAUUUUCUGUUGAACCUGCAAUUCAAACAGAUAACAAUUCAAGUAGUAGGUCCUCAAGUGAUUCGGACCCAACCAGUUCUGAAGAAGAACCUUUUGGUUCUGGUGCUUCAGAAGAAGAUCCUGAUUUUGAACCAGAAAACAUAUUGUCUUCCAGUGAAUCCGAAGUAGAUGGUAUACCUCAAAAUGUAGCUUUACCAAUACGUCGUUCAGUGCACUAUCCUUCUGAAACAGAGAAGCAAACUAAAAAGCGAAAAAGAGUCCCAGAUGAAUGGCAAAAGAAUAAAGCGAAACGUCUUAGAAACACAGGUAAAAGUUAUGAAUCCAUUAGAAAAAUCAAGAAAAGUGAUGGAAGUAUCGAACGGAUGAAAAUAAAAAUGGACCUAAACAAGAUAAAUGAAAUUGCAGCUACGGGCUACACGAGUAAGCCGAAAAAGAGCCUGUACGAGCUACCGCUUAACCAAUACCAGACUGUACUUUCAAUAAGAAUCGUACAAGGACGUUUUGGACAGGUGCCGUUGGUGGAGCUACAACAUUUUGUAGUGUUUCUACCAGGGAGAGCGACGGAAGUGAUCAUCGAAAACCUAGAAAAUUUUACUCCGGGACGUUACGCAAUUGCGUAUACAGGCAGCGUGGCCAGCUCUUUCGGAGAUAAUCAAGUUCACCAUUUUAAGCUUAAGGAUCUACACGAAUAA